Synchytrium microbalum is the source of this 2838-nucleotide messenger RNA. RefSeq lists its product as uncharacterized. Gene Ontology annotation, cellular component: HOPS complex; endosome. Gene Ontology annotation, biological process: organelle fusion; vacuole organization; endosome organization. NCBI's taxonomy places the organism in Eukaryota, Fungi, Chytridiomycota, Chytridiomycetes, Synchytriales, Synchytriaceae. The transcript is spliced from 15 exons. Gene Ontology annotation, molecular function: protein-macromolecule adaptor activity; protein binding. The record is from RefSeq and is a predicted model, not a curated record. The coding region runs from base 1 to 2838 and encodes 945 amino acids.
AUGACCCUUCAAUGGAGGCAAUUCAAUUUCGUCGAUCGCUACACCGUAUCUGAUCCAGCAGAUCCAUCUAAGCCUGAUUUGGAUGUAACUAGUUCGACGAGUGGACGCGGCCAUUUAUUUUUUGGAGAUGCUGCUGGGUCUGUGUAUAUGGUGGAUCAUACCAUGGCUGUCGCAUACUCGUUCCAGGCAUAUCAUAAACGAGUGACACAUUUGAAGAUGUUGAAGCAGAAGAAUGUGUUGGUUACUAUUGGAGAUGAAGACAACAAUGUUCCAACCCUCAAAGUGUGGAAUAUGGACAAGACUGAGAAGGGAUCACGGAGUCCUGUGUUGGCUCGAUCGACUAAAUUGCAGCAUGGAAAUAAAGUGUUUCCUGUUACUGCCUUUGCAGUUUUGGAAAACAUGACACAGAUCGCCGUAGGUAUGGAGAAUGGUGUCGUCAUCCUCGUCAGAGGCGAUAUAUCACGAGAUCGAUUUACCAAGCAAAAGACUAUACAUGAGGGUAGCGAGUGUAUUACUGGUCUGGGAUUCCGUGAAGAUGGCAAAUCGACGACUCUGUAUAUCAUCACACUGGCCAAGGUGCUUACAUGCAUCACAUCCAACAAAGAUAUUAAGCAAACAUUGGAUGAGCAUGGUUGUGAUGUAGGCUGUGCGAUACUUACAAAUACUGAUGACAAUCAAGAAAUGGUUAUUGGGCGACGAGAGGCGGUUUACUUUUAUGGGCCAGAUGGUCGUGGUCCUUGUUUCAUCAUUGAUGACGACAAGGUAUCCAUGACUUGGUUUCGAGGCUAUGUCGCUAUAGUGUCUAGUGGUACUCGUAGUGCAGUCACUUCAUCUGGUUCAACACCAUCGGCCGUCGCUGCUUAUGGUGAAUCGUCUACGGGUACCAUCCUGACGCUGUAUGAUUUGAAAAACAAGUAUAUAGCCUACACGGGAACGUUUGGAUUGACUGGAUCUGGUGUUGAUGAGCGGGGUAUACCUAUAUUGUGUGUGUUGAGUGAAUGGGGUGAACUUUUGGUUGUUACUCGUGACAAGAAGAUGUUUCGGUUGGAAGACAAGGACUUGUCAACAAAACUGGAUUUGCUCUUCAAGAAAAACAUGUAUACUCUCGCCAUUAAUAUCGUCACAUCACAAACACAAGCGUCGGCCGUUAUAUCUGGUAUGGCUCAAAGUCCCGUAGACGAAUCGUCAAUAGAAGCCACUCCUCCAGCUCCUGGUAGCGGUGGUGAAUACGAUUACGGCACAGUUGUAGAAAUCUAUCGACGCUAUGGUGAUCAUCUAUACGCCAAAGGCGAAUUCGAUGCUGCCAUGGCACAAUAUCUCAUGACUGCCGGACAGCUCGAACCAUCAUAUGUCAUUCGAAAGUUUUUAGAUGCCCAACGUAUACAUAAUCUUACGUCAUAUUUAUCGCGGCUCCAUGAAUUGGGAUUGGCUGGACCAGACCAUACUACACUGCUACUCAAUUGUUAUACCAAGCUUCGUGAUGCUCGUAAACUGUACGAGUUUAUACGAGGUGCUGAUGGAGUAGGUGGAGCCAAUUUCGAUGUAGAAACCGCUAUACGUGUAUGUCGACAAGCAGGAUAUCACGAGCAUGCAUUAUGGCUUGCUGAGAAGCAUGGUCAGCAUGACUUGUACCUGGCAAUCCAGGUUGAAGAUUUAAAGGAAUACUCAUUGACUGUCCGGUAUUUGGCUACACUGUCUCCGAUAGAAGCAACGAGGGCAUUGAAAAGAUACGGGACCCUCAUAGUCAAGGAAAUGCCCAAGCAAGUCGCUGAUCUGCUAGUGAAACUGUGUACGAGUAACACCACGACCAAUACCAAUCCGGAACAAUUCAUUCAUUUGUUUGUUGGACGCCCUGAAUGGUGUAUAGAAUUCCUGGAACGCGUCUUGGAUAGUCAGAAUCAUAGUAAUAAUGGUAUAUCUCCUGUUGUUGCAUCGAUACAGGCUUCCGUUGUAGUAGGAAAGGAUAAGGGCAAGAAACCAGCUCUUACUCCUGAUACUGGUAUUGGUGGUUUGGUUGGAUCUUCUCCUAUAACACCUCCUGCUCCACCAGAACGCCGAGAAUUGAGUAGUGAAAGUAUGCGAGUGAUUUGUAAUACCUUGUUGGAAUUGUAUUUGGAUGAUGUUUCUGGUGAUGGUGCGGAGACGCUGAAGAAGGAAAGGCAGUCUCGAGCUAUGGAUUUGUUGAGGAAUCCUCAGUCCAACUAUGACGUGGAUCAUGCUUUGGUAUUGUGUGAGAUGCAUUCAUUUUCUGCUGGAACGCUCUUUCUGUAUGAAAAGAUGGGAUUACAUAGCGGAAUCUUGCAGUACUACAUUGACCGUAACGAUGUAGCAGGCAUUAUAGAUUCGUGUAAGAAAUACGGUGACAAGGACUCAUCACUAUGGACACGAUCUCUCGCUCACUUUGCCGAACAAUCAUCUUCAUCCACCGAUGCAGCCACAGCACUAACACAAGUGCUAGAUCAAAUCGAUCGCCGGAACUUGCUACCGCCGUUAGGUGUCGUCCAAGUAUUGGCUAGAAACUCAUCUGUCACCUUGGGGAUGGUGAGAGACUAUCUCAUCAAGAGGAUUGAGAAUGAGAAGCGGUCGAUUGAUGAAGAUCAAAAAGUUAUUCGCGGAUACAAGGAAGAGACUGAUCGAAUGAGAGCUCAGAUUGAUGAGUUCAAGAACAAAUGUGCUCCAGAUCACAGAGUCGUGAAGGAGUUGGUAGCUACACAGGAAGCCAAUCAUGGAAAGCACGAUGUUUUUCUGCGACAACUGGAUCGAGCAGACGACAAGUUUGCACUUAUUGCCGAGUAUUUCAGCAAGUCGCCGUUUGGUGUUGCUAGCGGAACAGCAUAA